AGAUAUCUGAUACAGAUCUGUAAUCUCUAAGAUCUAUAUAAAUGCAGAACUGGAUUCAACAAUGUGGUCAAUUGUGCAAGGCGUAAUACAAUUUAGGCUACCUGGAACGCUACUAUUGUCCAAUCUGUCUGCACGAGGGAAUGUCGCUCUGGCUGUCAUCCUUCCCUGGAGCUGUCAGUUGACAGUACAACACCGAGCCGAAAGCAUCGUAGGAAAGAACACAGUUUUGAUAAAACGUAGAUUUUAGAUUUCUCCUCUUUGGCACUGGAACGGUUGGGCCACUGUCAUAUUUCGAGGCUGACCAACAAACGCGUAGGAGGGAGAAAAACCAAAAGGACUGAAUAGCUAGCUAGUUAGCAAGCUAACGACCGUUAGCUUUGGCCAGUGCUGUGUGUGCAGUACCAGUAGGCAGGCGAGCUUGCGUUGGCAUUUUAGUGUAGUUGGUUGGGAAAAUGAUUGCUACGGUUGCAUUAACAUGUUUAUUUUAUUUCACCAUUGCUGUGUUAGCUUCCUAAAUGUUUUGCCUGGAUGCGUCCAGUCAGUAGCUUGGUUAGCCAGAGAGCAAUGCUAAAUGACGACGUCGACUCAGUGAGGCUGUCGUGUCGGGGGUGAGGAGUUUGAGGAAGGAAGAGGUGACUUACGAUGUUGGGGGGAAGUGUUGGGUUAAUGAGCUAGUGGUGCGUUAGUUGACAGUGAAGGAAAUAACGUUAAUAUUUUACAAUACAUUAUCAACGACCGUAAUUUCGUUAACCAGCUAACUAAAAGCUAAUGCAAAUUAGAGAGGCUAGGUAAUACAGAAAAUACUAUUGUUUUCGGCUUGCUCGCAAGCUAAAUGCAGAGGGAGGGUGAUCAUUGAGUGGCUACUCUCUCAGCUCCAUAAAUAACUGUCACUGACUGAGUGAUAUCCAGCCUAUUUCACAUAACUAAAGAUGGCUACAGCGAGCAGCAUUGCCGCAUCUAUUGCGAGCAAGACGAAGACGAAGAAGAAACACUUCGUGGCUCAGAAAGUGAAGCUUUUCCGAGCCAGUGACCCUCUGCUCAGCGUCCUUAUGUGGGGAGUCAACCAUUCGAUCAAUGAGUUGAGCCAUGUUCAGAUCCCUAUCAUGUUGAUGCCUGAUGACUUCAAGGCCUACUCUAAGAUCAAGGUGGACAAUCACCUCUUCAACAAGGAAAACAUGCCGAGCCAUUUCAAGUUUAAGGAGUACUGUCCUCUGGUGUUCCGCAACCUUAGAGAACGUUUUGGCAUCGACGACCAGGAUUUCCAGAACUCCCUAACCCGUGCAGCUCCGUUAAACAGUGAUUCCCAGGGUCGGAGUGGGGCUCGCUUCCACACCUCCUACGACAAACGCUACGUCAUCAAAACAAUCACCAGUGAGGACGUGGCUGAGAUGCACAACAUCCUCAAGAAGUACCACCAGUUCAUAGUGGAGUGUCAUGGCAACACGCUGCUGCCUCAGUUCCUGGGGAUGUACCGCCUCACAGUGGACGGAGACGAGACCUACAUGAUCGUCACCAGGAAUGUCUUCUCCCACCGCCUCUCUGUCUACAAAAAAUAUGACCUCAAGGGCUCCACUGUGGCCAGGGAGGCCAGCGACAAGGAGAAGCAGCCACGCCCUCCUGAGGAUGCGCCACCGCGGCCCAAAUCUAACGUUCAGCAAAGGCUGCAAACGCUGCGGAUCGCCACGCGCUUUUACUGCGCCAUGAAACACGUAAGAGACGCCAAGGAGCUGCCCACCUACAAGGACAACGACUUCAUCAACGAUGGACAGAAGAUCUACAUUGACGAUGACAAUAAGAAGAUGUUCCUGGAGAAACUACGUAAAGACGUGGAGUUCCUGGCCCAGUUGAAGCUGAUGGACUACAGUCUGCUAGUGGGGAUCCAUGACGUGGAGCGGGCUGAGCAGGAGGAAGUGGAGAGUGAGGAUAAUGAGGGGGAUGAUGAGGGGGAGAGUGACGGAGGAAUUGGCACUCCCCCGGACUCCCCCAGUAACACCCUGGACAGCACCAAGCCCCUGUCUCCGGGGGAGUUUGACCCCACCAUAGACGUCUAUGCCAUCAAGAGCAACGACAGUGCUCCUAGGAAGGAGGUGUACUUCAUGGCGGUCAUUGACAUUCUGCAGCAUUACGAUGCCAAGAAGAAGGCUGCUCAUGCUGCUAAGACCGUCAAACAUGGGGCGGGAGCUGAAAUCUCCACGGUAAACCCAGAGCAGUACUCCAAGAGGUUCUACGACUUCAUCACCACCAUUCUCUCAUAGCCCCCAGGGGAAGGGGAGGGGGCACUUAGGGAGAGAUGGAGAGAAGGGAUGGGUGAGGGUGGGGUAUUGCGCUCCAUCUCUCCGUCAGCAAAGGUGUCCCUCUCAGCAGCUAAUACCAUCAUUCGUUUACAUACAUCUUCUCCGCUGUUACAUUGAACAGGAGAACUGCUAUUCUAGGUUCUAGUCUGUACUUUUUUAUUAGUUUGUUUUGUUUACUUUGGGAAUGUUUAUUUGUUUUUUUACUGCCUCUUAACACCACGUCCUCAACCUGCAUUGUUUUUGUUUGUUUGUUCUGCAUUCCUGUUUGGGGGGGGUUAGAAUGAGGAUGAACAGAGCUGUGAUUGGAUAACAAUAGUGCGGUCACUCGGAGUAAAUAGUAUAGGAUGAAGUGCUCGUCUUCAGGAAGUAUAGACCUUCAGCCAGACCAUCCAAUCGCCAUUUAGUACAGCCCUGCCCCAGCCAAAGCUACUUUCCUAUUUGUCCCAUCAUCCAUCACUUUCCCUUUAGACCCUCCUCCUGGCAGUGGAUGUUACUCCUCCAUUCUCACCUUACACUGCUAUCCUCCUGUCACACACACUGCUCUCCUCUACCCCUCCCUCCAUAUACAAGAUAAGUUAAGAUGAGUUGUGUUUAGUAAGACAGGGAGCUGGUCAGUAGGGCUGUGUUUAAUAAGACUGGGAGCUGGUCAGUAGGGCUGUGUUUAAUAAGACUGGGAGCUGGUCAGUAGGGCUGUGUUUAAUAAGACUGGGAGCUGGUCAGUAGGGCUGUGUUUAAUAAGACUGGGAGCUGGUCAGUAGGGCUGUGUGUGAUUUAUGACAUCACUGACUGAUCUGGUUUGUCUCAUUCUGGAUAGUUACCAGGAAGUUGGUAUGUGAUUUCCUCUGGGAAAGGGCAGGGCUGUGGUGUGAUCCUUCAUGGACCUUUGAUCCUGCAUUGCCAUCAGCACCUUAAACAAAUCAUUGCACUUUUAUGUUGUUAAACAUAGGAUUUUUUUGUUCUGUUACAUGUGCUGCAACAAAAGCACUGUUAGAAGCUAUCGAACUGUGCCCCAAGAUUUUUGAUGGAGGUGUAGUAGGGAUGAGGGAAAGUGUCUUGACUGUAAGGCACUAGGGAGUAGGAGGGACUACAGGUGGGUUUGGGACAGGGCCUGAAUGUAGUGAGUAGCAGAGAGAGAGGAGGGGUGUGUUCCGGACAGACAGCCCAGUGUUUACCUCUGGCAUCGUACCUGCCUGAACCAGAAUCUUAGCCACAUCUGUCUGUCUCAGGUCUCCAACCCCGGCCCUGAAGAUGUACUGGGUAUGCAGGUUUUUACUCCAGCCCAGCACUACCACACCUGAUUCAGCUCAUUUUGGUCCAGACUAAAGACCUUGAUUAGUUGGUUAUUUGAAUCUGUACGUGUAGUUAUGGAUCCCCAUUAGCUGCUGCCAAGGCACCAGCUAAUCUUCCUGGGGUCUGGCAAAAUUAAGGCAGUUAUACAAUUUUAAAAAACAUUACAAUACAUUCAUAAGAGAUUUAACAACACACUGUGUGCCCUCAGGCCCCUACUCCACUACCACAUAUCUACCAAACAAAAUCCAUGUGUACGAUUGUGUGUAAUGCGUAUGAAUAUGUCUGCACCUAUGUUUGUGUUGCUUCAAGUGAUUUAAAGCUGGGCUGGAACAAAAGCCUGCACACCCAGUAGCUCUCCAGGACCGGAGUUAGAAAACCCUGAGACAUACAAAGAUCUCUACAUAUGGUUCAGGCCUGAAUCGGACAUGUCUCAGGUUUUCAUGAGAGAGGGAGAAGGGGAGGGUGGGGAAGAGGUGCUGGGUUGUAGAAAAAUAUGCUUUUGUUUAAGUGGUGACGUCAUGCCAACCUGUCAGCCUCUCCUUUUAACAUUUGUCUGUUAUUCAGACUUGUUGGUGUUUUUGAAAGGUUGUUUAUCUCUGAAUUUGGCAGGUUUGAAUUGACUUGGUAAAUUUGUAUAUUUUGCACAAAAAGGAACCAAAUGUUAUGCAUCCGAUCCUGACUGGUUGCUGUGGUCUUAACAAGGGAAACACAAUAUCAUUAUACCUGUACCAGAACCAUAUACACACUGAGUGUACAAAACAUUAGGAACUCCUACCUAAUAUUGUUUCACCCCCUUUUCCAUCAGGACAUGGACUCUACAAGGUGUCGAAAGCGUUCUACAGGGAUGUUGGCCCAUUUUGACUCAGACUUCCCACAGUUAUCAAGUUGGCCGGAAGUCAUUUUAGUGGGGGACCAUUCUUGAUACACACAGGAAACUGUUGAGCAUUUAAAACCUAGCAGCAUUGCAGUUCUUGACACAAACUGGUGCGCCUGGCACUUACUAACAUACCCCGUUCAAAAGGCACUUGCAUCUUUU
Molecule: messenger RNA, 4620 nt
Organism: Oncorhynchus gorbuscha (pink salmon)
Lineage: Eukaryota; Metazoa; Chordata; Actinopteri; Salmoniformes; Salmonidae
Product: phosphatidylinositol 5-phosphate 4-kinase type-2 alpha
Exons: 11
Coding region: 930-2255 (441 amino acids)
Biological process (GO): phosphatidylinositol metabolic process
Molecular function (GO): phosphatidylinositol kinase activity
Source: RefSeq, a predicted model, not a curated record